GAAGGAGGACCGGAACUGGCAGGAAGAAGGAAGGAAGCUGAAACUUCAUAGUUCCCGCCACUACCUCCUUCCGCCCGCUCCAGUUCCUUCCGUCUGGAAAUUUGGUUUGCUUCCGAUAUACGAAUAUAGGAUAUACACAGGAUAUACACAGGAUACAUUGGAUAUAUUAAAGGGUUAACCUUAUUAGCUCAACCUGUAGCCCAAAAUCAAUCAAAAACACCUUAAAAAAGCACAGAGUAAAACAAUCUUGCGAUAAAAUAGCAGAUCAAGAUUAAAACUAAGAAUCGCAAAGUCCUGCUGAACAAUAUGCUUAAUUGAUCGAGCACCCAAAAUUCACAAGAAGUUGCAGAGCAAGAUCCAGAUAAAAGAUGAAUAAAAUGUUAUAUAACGGGGACGACGGACAAGAUUUGGCGCGAAGAAAUUUUUGGAACUCUCCCUACCCUCCCCCUCUCACCCCCUACCCAGCAGUUAAAGAAUCUGUACAUCAAGAUCCGUACGCCAUGUUGUCUCACACAUCACGUGGUUUGGUCUCCCAGGGAUCUGGCCAGAUUCAGCUGUGGCAGUUUCUUCUAGAACUUCUUGCUGACUCAUCAAAUACCGCCAUUAUCAGCUGGGAGGGGACCACAGGAGAGUUUAAACUAAGUGACCCCGACGAGGUUGCGAGAAGAUGGGGGGAGAGAAAAUCCAAACCAAACAUGAAUUAUGACAAAAUGAGCCGAGCACUGCGCUAUUAUUAUGAUAAGAACAUAAUGACGAAGGUCCAUGGAAAGCGCUAUGCUUACAAGUUUGACUUUCAUGCGUUAAUGCAAGCGUGUCAGAUUCAAUGCGCUGACCCAUCUUAUAAAUAUGCGUCGGAUUUCAACAGCUUGUUAGCACAUAACUCAUAUAACUAUUCCAAACUUCCUGGACUACUAUCCCCUGCUCCAUCCUUCCCACCUCCCUCUGCCUACUGGUCUGUCCCACCCAACUCUAUGAUGACAUCUAUGAACAACUUAAGCAAUCUGUACUCUAGUCAGGUCUGCAAGGAAUCCAUACCAAACAUUUAUGGCGGGAAAGAUUCAAUACCAAACUUGCAUUCAAACAAAGAACCCUCCCUACCAAACUUGUACUCCAAUAAAGAGUCUAUACAGAAUUUGUACACAAACAAAGAAACCCUGCAGAACUUGUACGGGAACAAAGAAACUUUACAGAAUCUUUACAACAGCAAGGAAAGUGCUUCCUACCAUCCGAAAGAGCUGAUGCCUCCAGGCACAGGAAACUACGCAACUGAUAAACAGAAUCUCGUUUUCAAAAAUCCUCAAUACUCCUCCCCCUCCAGUUCUCCAGUAAGCAGCUCCUUCUCGAGCUCCAAUCUGUUCUCCAACCUACCGUCUCUUAGCUCCAAGGACUCCUGGAGCCUAGGGAGCAAGGAGGGAUUGAUGCCAGGGAUACCCAGCACAUUAUCAAUGAACAUUCGACAGCAUUAUUCAUAUCUUCAAUCCUACAAUUCUAAUCCAUAGUUUACAGUCUUCAAUCCUACAAUUAUAAUCCUUAGUUUACAGCUUUCAAUCCUACAAUUCUAAUCCUUAGUUUACAGUCUUCAAUCCUACAAUUCUAAUCCUUAGUUUACAGUCUUCAAUCCUACAAUUAUAAUCCUUAGUCUACAUAGCACUUUACAUGUAAAUUUUAGCACUAUAAACCACUUGUUGUUAGCUUUGGUUUUUUAGAAGUAAUUGACAAAAUUCUCAACAAUUUAAGCUUAAGAGCGUGAGACCAUUAAAUCGCAGUGUAAGAAAUUCAUUUAAAAUUACGCUCACAUUUCCUUUAAUAUGUUCUGUUAAAGUAACAAUUGACCCAUUGUAAUAAUACCAACAUCAAAGAGAAUGAAUACACCUUUAAACUAAGUUGAACAUUUUAAAUUCUUAAAAAAGAA
This is a messenger RNA of Eurytemora carolleeae, 1912 nucleotides long. RefSeq names its product retroviral integration site protein Fli-1 homolog. Gene Ontology annotation, biological process: regulation of transcription by RNA polymerase II; cell differentiation. The coding region runs from base 369 to 1499 and encodes 376 amino acids. Lineage: Eukaryota; Metazoa; Arthropoda; Copepoda; Calanoida; Temoridae. The record is from RefSeq and is a predicted model, not a curated record. Gene Ontology annotation, molecular function: sequence-specific DNA binding; DNA-binding transcription factor activity, RNA polymerase II-specific. Gene Ontology annotation, cellular component: nucleus. The transcript has 4 exons.